GUGGGGCUGAAGGAGAGCGCUAGUGUUGACAAGCUAGUGAGUCCCCGAGCGUGUGCUGCCCUGGGUAGGGGGCUGCACGGAGCCCCGCGACCCUGGUCACCCAGCCUUCCUCGUGUCUCUGCGCGGGAUCUGGGGGUUCUCAUCCUCUCCCCUGCCCCACUGUGAUACAGGAUGCCUUUCAAUGGCGAGAAGCAGUGUGUGAGCGAGGACCAGCAGAGUGAUUCCGAGUCUUCGCGGUUCUCCGAAAGCAUGGCUUCGCUCAGUGACUAUGAAUGUUCCAGGCAGAGCUUUACCAGUAAUUCCUCUAGCAAAUCCAGCUCUCCUACCUCAACUAGCCCUCCCAAGGGUGUAAUGUUUGAUGAUGUGAUGACUGCAGCAAAGAACUUAUCAGACAUGACUCUUGCUCAUGAAAUAGCUGUAAAUGAGAACUUCCAGUUGAAGAAAACUGCCCUUCCAGAGAACAGCCUUGCAGGUCAAGUGAAGCAUGUUGUUCACCAGGCCUUCUGGGAUGUCUUGGAAGCAGAUCUCAGUGCUGAGCCUCCCCAGUAUGAAUAUGCCAUCAAACUGUUUGAAGAAAUCAGAGAGAUUCUUCUUUCUCUCCUCACUCCUGGUGGGAACAGGCUUCACAGCCAGAUCUGUGAAGUUCUGGAUAUCGACCUCAUUAGACAGCAGGCUGAGCACAAUGCUGUUGACAUCCAAGGUCUGGCCAGCUAUGUCAUCAACACAAUGGGAAAAAUAUGUGCUCCUGUGAGAGAUGAAGAUAUCAGAGAGUUGAAGGCUACUACCAACAUUGUGGAGAUGCUGAGACAAAUAUUCCGUGUCUUGGACCUCAUGAGAAUGGACAUGACAAAUUUUGUCAUUAAGAAUAUCAGACCUCACAUUCAACAUAAUUUGGUGGAAUAUGAAAGAAACAAAUUCCAGGAAAUUUUAGAAGAAACUCCAAAUGCCCUCAGUAAAACUACAGAAUGGCUAAAAGAGUCUAUAGAUGAAGAAUUACUUUCUGAGACUGCUGUAGCUCCUGGAGCUGAACAUAGUUCCAUGCCAAGCCUAAGCCCUUUGCUGGUGCUAAAUAGUUGUUACUUGAAACUACUUCAGUGGGAUUAUCAGAAAAAAGUCUUACCAGAGACACUCAUGACAGAUGGAACACGACUUAAGGAACUGACAGAAAAGCUGAAUCAAUUGAAAAUGAUUGCCUGCGUAUCCCUAAUUACCAACAACAUGAUGGGUGCUAUUACAGAAGGCCUGCCUGAGCUUGCAAACAGGUUAAAAAGGAUUUCCACUGUUCUGCUGGAAGGCAUGAAUAAAGAGACCUUUAACUUGAAGGAAGCCUUGAAUUCUAUUGGUGUUCAGACCUGUGCUGAAGUUAAUAAAGCCCUGAAAGAGAGAGGCUCGUCCAUUUUAAAUGCUCAGGUUCAAGCUAAUCUUGUUGGUCAGUUUUCAAGCCUUGAAGAGAAGGACAAUCCUGUCUGUACCUUGAUGGAUAAACGGAUCCAGUUGUAUAUGAAAAGCCUGCUCUGUCUUCCAAGUGCUCAGAAGAGCUUGCCUCCCAUGCCAGGCGGCCUCGAUGUCAUUCAGCAGGAACUGGAAGUGCUUGGCUGCCAGUACGCAAACAUCGUGAAUCUCAACAAACAGGUGUAUGGACCAUUUUAUGCAAAUAUAUUCCGAAAGCUGCUCUUCCAGGAUGAAGCCAUGGGGAAGAUAGAUGCUUCACUUCCAACUAGCUAAAAAGAAGCUGGCACUGGAGAAGCACUGGAAAAGAGAUGAAGAUCAGCAGUUGGUACACGGCCCACUUCCACCAAUGGCGUUAUUAUAGAUGUGGCACAGUCUCAGUGCUGUCUCUCUACAGAUUUAGUGUUAGACUAAAUCUGUGUACUCUGCUGAUGUUAGCAUCACAGAAGGGCCACAUAUCCCAUAGACUCUUUUGUGUAUCAUUUCCAAGUUUAAAGAAGAUAGUUUUAAUGAAGAAAAGUAAUUUUUCAUGAAUUAUAUUUCCUACAUGAUACUGGUGUUUUCUUAAACAUUUAUAUUGAAGUUUGGUUUUUGGUUUUCUGAGACAGCAUUUUUCUGUGUAAUGGCCCUGGCUGUCCUGGAGUAUAUUGAGCGUUUUUAUGUGGCUUGCUCAUUCAACCUGAAAGGGGUUGUUUUUGUUUUCAUACUUGAUUAUUCUGCAGUUGCCUGCAGGAAUACACAUGCGCAAACAUUUAAAAAUACACUGAAAAUGAAGGGCAUUCUGCUUCAUUUUUUGUUAAGUGGCAAAGUAAAUUUGUGUCUUGAGUCUGGGUUUGGCCAAGUAUAUUCAUUAGGAUUUUUAAACCAUAGCUCUUGGCAUGUUUAUUUAGUUUUUACUUAAGUGUUUACUUCUACUUUUGACACUUUCCUAACAUGGUUGUUUUGUAAUAAAACUAUUAAACAGCUGACAA
Molecule: messenger RNA, 2420 nt
Organism: Psammomys obesus (fat sand rat)
Lineage: Eukaryota; Metazoa; Chordata; Mammalia; Rodentia; Muridae
Gene: Tcp11l2
Product: t-complex 11 like 2
Exons: 10
Coding region: 172-1725 (517 amino acids)
Biological process (GO): signal transduction
Source: RefSeq, a predicted model, not a curated record